GCCGGGCCCGCGGCCUGCGCCUGGCGGCAGUAUGAGCCAGGCCGAGCUGUCCACCUGCUCGGCGCCGCAGACGCAGCGCAUCUUCCAGGAGGCCGUGCGCAAGGGUAACACGCAGGAGCUGCAGUCGCUGCUGCAAAACAUGACCAACUGCGAAUUCAACGUGAACUCUUUCGGGCCGGAGGGCCAGACGGCGCUGCACCAGUCGGUCAUCGACGGCAACCUGGAGCUCGUGAAACUGCUGGUCAAGUUCGGCGCCGACAUCCGCCUGGCCAACCGCGACGGCUGGAGCGCGCUGCAUAUAGCCGCGUUCGGCGGCCACCAGGACAUCGUGCUCUAUCUCAUCACCAAGGCCAAGUACGCGGGCAGCGGCCGGUGAUGCCCGCCCGGACCCGGACCCGGACCCCAGCCUCGACGCGGACCCGGAUGCGCCCCGCGCGUGUCGUCUCUGCUGUACCUUCCCGCCAACUACCUCGGUAUGCGCCGGCCCCUGCGGCCACGGCGAGGCCGGCGCGCACGUCCGCGCCCACGGGGGCCUCACGGGGCCCGCUGCCCCGGGUCGGCGCCCCCGCGCGACCGCCCGGACCCGCCCGAGAGCUUCCCACGGCCCCGCCCGCGCUUUGCGGGGGUGGGGGCGGGGCGCGGGCUCCAGCCCCUUUGAAAUCUGAGUCUCGCCACCACCAAGUUCGGAAUCCCGAGACACCGGAUCCUCCGCUCAAAAUGUUUUCUGCUGAAGGUGGAGGGUGGAUGGUUGACAAGCAGCGGACGCGCGGUGGAGGGGCGCCUGCAGCCCCAAACUAUUUAUCGUGUGUGUAGUGUAUUUGUGGGUGAGGUUCGUGAGCCUGAUUGUUUUGUUUGAAAAGUAUGGUGCGUGGUCGUUGUGGUUAUGGGGGGAAUGGUGCAUUUUUUAUUUCCUAGUCUUAAAACUAAAAACUUGAGUCUGUCAUUUCUUGGUUGCACUGAAAAUACCUACCAGCCUGAUGGUGUUCCCGUGCUGGUCACUCCCUCCCCUCCCCUCCCCUCCCCCACCCGCCUCCCACGUCUCUCUGCCCUCCCCUCCUCACACACACACACACACACACACACGUGAGUUUGGAAGCCCUAGGCCUCCGUCAGCUCCUGAGAGGCCACCAUCCCCCAAACUUAGUUUUGCAAAGCGCGCGGGAGGCUGGGUGCUCGGGUGCGGCGGCGAUGGGGGAGGGGGAAUCGUACCUUUUCUAGUGUGUUCUAUUGUAGGUUACAGUCUUGCACACUUUUUUUUAAGUAAAUGGAUUUGCCACAAAUGUCAUAACAUUUAUGACAAAAUAUAAAACGUUAACAUUUUAAGCCAAGUUUUAGGUGUAUUUUUGAAUCUUGGUUAUAAACCCAGUUUUAAAGGGGGUUGUAUCCAGCGUUGUGAAGGCAACAGUGUAUCCAUAUUUAUAUGUUUAUAAGAUGCCUAUAAGACUGUGAAUCUCCUGUGCUAAUUGCCGAGUGAGUUGAAGGACCUUUCGCCCCUUUGCAGCCUCCCGGAGCGCCCAGGACCCGCCUCGAAUCCUCAAAUCCGGCCGUGGGGGAGGGGCCUCCGGGACCUGGGCCGGAGGCGGUGCCGCCGCGUCACUUUCUGUCCCGCGAGGCGCCCUUCCUGGUCUCCGAGGUUCCAAUUUUCUAUGCAACCCCACACCCCUUGUUGUUUUGAUCCUGAGAAAUAAAAGGAAGGCUGAAUUAUUCAAAUUUAAAUGAGGCUUCCCCAGGGUAGAAGUGCUGCUGACCCUUCGCGCAAAAAUGGGGAGCACUUGAGGACACAGGUGGGUGGAGGCCCUUUGUGCGUGGCCGGUCGGAUUCGGGCAGUCAUCUGCGGCUUUUCCUAAAGCCUGUGUGAGAAUAUAUUGAUAACGUCACUGCAACAGGCAGACAUUGAAACUGAGGCACGGAUUACUCCCAAAGGAGUAUUUUUUUCUAGAUGCAAAUGCCUUUUUAAUUAUGUUAAUUAAUGUUAAGAUUUCCUAGGCUUACAUGGAAGCUGUGUGUGGGUCCGGGUAUGGUCACCUCCGACUGGAUGAAGGCUGCAGCGCAUUCCUGAGUGUACGAUAGAGGCUUGUAGCCCAGCGUGAAAAAUUUACAAAUAAAUUUUUCAUUGAUCUUUUUAUAUUAAAAAAAA
Molecule: messenger RNA, 2137 nt
Organism: Manis javanica (Malayan pangolin)
Lineage: Eukaryota; Metazoa; Chordata; Mammalia; Pholidota; Manidae
Gene: NRARP
Product: NOTCH regulated ankyrin repeat protein
Cellular component (GO): cytoplasm
Molecular function (GO): enzyme inhibitor activity; phosphatase regulator activity; protein binding
Source: RefSeq, a predicted model, not a curated record